Olea europaea var. sylvestris is the source of this 3358-nucleotide messenger RNA. Its product is annotated as cytokinin dehydrogenase 1-like. The record is from RefSeq and is a predicted model, not a curated record. NCBI's taxonomy places the organism in Eukaryota, Viridiplantae, Streptophyta, Magnoliopsida, Lamiales, Oleaceae. Bases 1036 to 2724 code for a protein of 562 amino acids. Gene Ontology annotation, biological process: cytokinin metabolic process. The transcript has 5 exons. Gene Ontology annotation, molecular function: cytokinin dehydrogenase activity; FAD binding.
AGUUAUUUUGAAGAAAAAACCAAGGAAAAGAACAAAUGUUAGGCAGAUUAUGUUAGAAUAAGUAGAAGUGCUAAAACAACAAACUUUCUAAUUCACUGAUGACACUCUAAAAGCAUGGUAUCCAGUAGGGGCCUCCCCAUAAAGAUUUUUUUUCACCCUCCAAACAGAAACCAAAUUGCUUUAUGUAGAAUAUGACAAUAGUAUAUAGCAAAUGCAAAAAUAAAUAAAUGAACUAAUAAAAAAAUACACAUUCUCACAUGUGGAGCCAUUUGAUGCUAUUAAUAAGUUUUCAGGUUUUUUUCCCCGAAAAAUAGUCACGAGACCAAUAAGUUAACACAAAGAAAUUGAUAGGUGAUUCAUACUAUUAAUUAGUUAUUUAGUGGGGAUCGCAACAACUAAUUCUUGUUCUCGAUAAAUUAAGAGUCAGCAAUUAAUCUUUUUUAUUUUUAUUUUUUCCAUUUCAGACCUUUCAUUUCUAGAUAUAUGUUAGUUAUGCUAUACGCCUCCCUCUUCUAAUCAGUUCUUAUGGGAUUUAGCGGGGCCCUAUGACAAGAAAAAAAGUUAUAAUAUAUCAUACACAACUGACAACAAUGCAUGUACACAAGUAACACAACAUCCAGAAUUGUCUUCAGCCAGAAAAUGAAGUCAUCAACUUCUCCAAAUGUGAGCAUAAUUGCUCAAACUAAUAUAAAAACUCAAUGGAUAGUGAGAAAGACAAAAAGGUGGCUGAAACUGUUGAAAGCUACAAGGAUUAUGUGAAAUCUCUUUCUUUCUUAUAUCAUUUCUCAGAAAGUAGAAGGAUGAGCAAAGAAAAAUCUUGAAAAAAACCCUAUAGUAAACGAUAGAUAAUCAUCAGCACUUGCACAAUGAAUGUCUGUUGACGAUUCUACCACAUCCUUCUCUUUAUAUACUCAUCUCUAUCAUUCAUUUUUAGGCAAUUCUACUACUUUCUAUUUGAUUUAUUCACACAGAGGAGUACAGGAAACAAAAAAGGGUAAACUGCUCCUUUCCUUUCUCUCUACCAUCACAUAAAAGAUGAUUAACUUCAAACAGAAUACAAUAGCCUUAAGAAUUCUAACAGUUUUCCUUGUUAGCUUUACAAUCAACAGAAAAAAUCUCUGCUCCAACCACCCUUUUUUUACCCCAGUAAAGUCUCCUAGUGUACAUUUUGCGACUGCACAUUCAUCAUUGGCAGAGAUGAUAUUUGAUGGGCAUCUAAGCUUUGAAAAUACCGAACAUACGGCUAAGGACUUUGGAGGUAGAUACCAUUUCAUGCCAUCAGCAGUUUUAUAUCCAAAAUCAGUUUCUGAUAUCUCCUCUGUCGUAAAAAAUAUUUUUCAAAUGGGUGAAACCACAGAACUUACAGUUGUUGCUAGAGGUCAUGGCCACUCCCUUGAAGGCCAAGCACAAGCACACAGAGGUGUGGUUAUCAAUAUGGAAUCACUUCGGGAGCCAGAAAUGAGUUUUCACACCGGAAUAAUGCCCUAUGUUGAUGUUUCUGCUGGCGAACUAUGGAUAAAUAUUCUGCAUAAAAGCCUUAAACAUGGCUUAGCACCAAAAUCCUGGACUGACUAUCUUCAUCUUACAGUUGGGGGCACCUUAUCUAAUGCCGGAAUCAGUGGGCAAGCAUUCGAGCAUGGACCUCAGAUAGAUAAUGUCUACCAACUACAGGUUGUCACAGGCACAGGAGAAGUGGUAAUAUGUUCGGAAGAGCAGCACUCAGACCUCUUCCAUGCUGUACUUGGAGGUUUAGGACAAUUUGGUAUCAUCACCCGGGCUAGAAUUGCUCUAGAACCAGCACCCAAAAAGGUUAAAUGGAUCCGAGCACUUUACUCAGACUUCACCAUAUUUUCCAAAGACCAAGAGCGUUUAAUAGCAUCUGAAAAUUCUUUCAACUACAUAGAAGGGUUUGUCAUUAUAAAUAGGACAGGUUUAUUAGACAAUUGGAGGUCUUCUUUCAGUUCCAAAGACCCCAUUCAAGCCAACCAGUUCACUUCAGAAGGUAGGGUCCUGUUUUGCCUAGAAGUUGCAAAAUAUUUCAACCUAGAAGAAUCUGAUCACAUUGAUAAGGACAUUGAUAAUCUACUAUCAGAUUUAAAUUACAUUCAAUCCACUCUCUUCUUAUCAGAAGUCUCCUAUGUGGAUUUCCUGGAUAGAGUACAUGUCUCUGAAUUAAAACUUCAGGAAAAGGGGCUAUGGGAAGUGCCACACCCUUGGCUAAAUCUUCUUAUUCCAAGAAGUAGUGUUCAUCUGUUUGCCAAGGAAGUUUUUGGCAACAUUCUUUCAGAUACCAGCAAUGGUCCUGUCUUGAUCUAUCCAGUCAACAAAUCAAGGUGGAAAAAUGGAACAUCUAUGGUUACGCCUGCGGAGAAUGUUUUCUACCUAAUUGCAUUCUUGUCUUCAGCAAUACCAUCUUCCACAGGAAAAGAUGGCUUAGAACAUAUUUUAACUCAACACCAAAGAAUUCUUAACUUUUGUGGAAGAUCUAAUCUUGGGAUCAAACAAUAUUUGCCUCACUAUAGAACACAGGAGGAGUGGAAAGCUCACUUUGGAACUUUCUGGGAAGUUUUCUCUAAAAGGAAAUCCAUCUACGACCCUCUGGCAAUCCUAGCUCCUGGACAAAGAAUCUUCCAGAAGCGAAGGCAUUUGGACAACGAAGACCUUAAAUUAAACAGCUCAGUGGAUAAAGGUCUUGAUGGGAAUCCUAGUAAAGAUAUUAUAUAAUUUACUUUCCAAGUUAGAUACUUAUUUUACGAAAUGUAAUCAUGGUUUUAUUUAAUAAAUCUUCUAGUGUUUUAUCAGUUGUUUACUUUUCAACUUGAAUACUUAUUUUAACAAUCAUAAUCAAGGUUUUAAUUGAUUUUCUAAUAUUUUCCUAAUUAAAUUAGACUAGAUAAACUAUAUAUGAAGGGAGCUUAUACACUUUAAUAGGUGGACUUUGAUAUUGAAUAAACUAAUAUUUUCUCCCUCUAAAUUCUCCAUUCUCUCAUUUUUCACUUUCUCCUUUCUCUUCCUCUUUUUUCCUUAAUCUCGGUCUUGUUCGAUUGUGUUCUACGUCAAUCUGGUAUCGGAGCAAAUCAUUUUCCUUCGACAGGUGUUCAAGUUCAAGAGUGAUGUAGGCAACAGUCAUGAAUAAAAGACGAACACAAGAACAAGUUAAAAAAUGCAUUGAUUCACAAAGAAUACCGUGAAAUAUUCAUUGAUUCUUUGAAAGAAUACAGAAUAUUCGAUUUGAUCAACAAAUUAUUGAUUCAUGCACGAAUACUAAUUUAGACUGAGAUUGGAGUAUCAACAAUUAAAGGCUAAACACACCGAAUGAACUAAAGUACAAGAAAAUUAUUAAAACUUUGUUUAGUCC